UGUUGCCAUCACUCGAUGUCUGAUCUUCACUCACAGCAUUUUAAUCGUCGCCGUUGCUUCCUCUCGCCAGGCAGCAACACCAGCGUCAUCAACAACCAGCAGACGCCUCACAAUGGACAUCAACUCAACAGACCACGUGCUGACCUUCCGCAAGACGGGUAGACGCUACCCUAGCUUCGCCUGGCUAUUGGUCAUCGUCAGUAACGUCGUAAUCACAGGGGUACUCGCCGAUACCACCUACAGUAGGGUCCUCCAGACCCCGUUGGAACUCAUUGAGAGAGACGAGAGAUACACGCACUCGAGAAAUGUCCGAGAAACAACUACGACACUCACUGAGGCUCCUACCACCACCGACACAACAACCUUAGCAGCCCCUGAGAAGGAAAAGAAAGACAUUCGUCUUCCGAGAGCCCUGAAACCCCUCCACUACCUGGUCAAGCUUCAACCCUUCAUCAACGGCAACUUCAGCAUCCUGGGCUACGUGGAGGUGGAGAUGGAGGUGCUGGAGCCCACCCUCAACAUCACUCUCCACAUCGCCGACAUCAUCACCAAGAACGACACUAUCACGCUGAGAGACAAGGACGUCCCUGAUGGACCUGAUUUAGUGAUUAAGAAUCACGAGUAUGACCCUAAGCGAGAGUUCUACCUGGCGUACCUUGAGGAGGCGCUGCAGCAGGGUCACAAGUAUGUACUCUCCAUGGAGUUCACCGGCCUCCUCAAUGAUAGGCUCCGAGGUUUCUACAGAUCCAGCUACAGAGACGAUCUAGGCAAAGAGAAGUGGUUGGCGGUGACACAGUUUCAGCCGACGGACGCGCGACGAGCCUUCCCGUGCUUCGACGAGCCGGCACUAAAGGCCAGAUUCGAAGUGCACCUCGCCAGGGAAGAGAACAUGACCUCCAUCUCCAACAUGCCCAUCAGCAACACCUUCCCAGUGGAGGGUCAGGAGGGGUGGGUCUGGGACCACUACCAGACCACCGUACCCAUGUCCACCUACCUCGUCGCCUUCGUCGUGUCAGACUUCGGUCAUGAGACCUCCACUAACAUCGACCACGUCAUUUUUAGGGUGUGGGCUCGGGAGAAGGCCCUGCAGCAGGCAGAGUACUCGCUACGCAUCGGACCUGCCAUCCUCACUCACUUCGAGGACUACUUCAACCAGUCCUACCCGCUUCCUAAGCAGGACAUGGUCGCCAUCCCAGACUUCGCUGCUGGAGCCAUGGAGAACUGGGGACUCAUUACCUACAGGGAAACAUCGAUGCUGUUCGAUCCUGAGGUGUCGGCUCCAUCCAACCGGUACCGUGUGGCCCAGGUGGUGGCCCACGAGCUGGCCCACCAGUGGUUCGGUAACCUGGUCACGCCCAGGUGGUGGACCGACAUCUGGCUCAACGAAGGCUUCGCUGAGUUCGUCCAGUACAUCGGCAUAAACUAUGUUGAACCCACGUGGAAGGUGAAAGAAUUGUUCGUCACUGACAAUCUCCAGUACGUGUUCAGGUUAGACAGCCUGGAGUCGUCCCACAAGAUAAGCAUCCCCGUUGGCCACCCUAAUGAGAUUGGCCAAAUUUUCGACAUCAUAUCUUACGACAAAGGUGCAUCCAUUAUCCGCAUGAUGAACCACUUCCUGACGGAGCGCACUUUGAGGAAGGGACUGAGCAACUACCUCAGUGUUUUCAAGUAUGGGAACGCUGAGCAGGACGACCUUUGGGAACACCUGACGGAGGCGGCCCAUCAGGACGGUACACUGCCCCUUCACCUCACUGUCAAGACCAUCAUGGACACCUGGACGCUGCAGAAGGGUUACCCCGUCAUCAUGGUUGACAGGAGCCCGGACGGUACUUCCGCUACUGUCUCCCAGGAACGUUUCUUGCUGGCAGGGACGGCGGUUUCUACGGACACCCACGUCUACAAGUGGUGGGUGCCGUUGACCUACACAGCUGGCGACGACCCCAACUUCAACAAUACAGAGGUCAAGGUGUGGAUGAAGGAGUCCGAGACACACAUCACCAUCCCGUCCCUGCCCAACAAGGGUCAUUGGGUCAUCUUCAACCUGCGAGAGACGGGUUAUUACAGAGUUAACUACGACCACAACAACUGGAACCUGCUCAUCCAGCAACUCCUUACCGACCACCGGGCCAUCCACACCAUCAACAGAGCUCAGAUCAUCGAUGAUGCCAUGAACCUUGCCAAAGGAAACCGGGUGAGCUACGAGGUGGCUCUGGGGCUCUACAGCUACCUGGGCAACGAGACCGAGUACGUGCCCUGGAAGGCAGCCGUCAACAACCUGGGCUACAUAAGGAACAUGUUCACACGCACUGGCAGUUACGGUGCUCUCAAGAACUACCUGCUGGACUUGGUGGUCCCGCUCUAUGACAGGGUUGGGUUCAACAACAGAGCGGACGACCCUCUCCUGGAGCAGUACCUGCGCCACACUGCCGUCAGCUGGGCUUGUACGCUGCGCCACAAACCUUGUCUAGAUAACGUACUCGGCCUCUACCGCCAGUGGAUGACCAACCCAGAGAACAACACGAUCAUCUCUCCCAGCCUCAAAAGAAUAGUGUACUGCAAUGCGCUCGCGGCAGGCGAGGAAGAGGAGUGGGAAUUCGCCUGGAAUCAGUACCUCCAGACCAACGUGGGAUCAGAGAAAAGUAUUCUUCUGAGGGCCAUGGGAUGUACCAAACAACUGUGGCUCCUCUCCAGGUACUUGGAGAUGGCCAUCGAUCCCAACAGUGGCAUCAGGAAACAGGACUCACAGCUUGUCCUUGCGUCUGUAGCCUAUAACGACGUGGGGCGUCCCCUGGCCUGGACCUUCCUCAGGGACAACUGGAAAAAAAUCUUUGACUACUUGGGAGGAAAGGCAAAGCCCAACAUCAUAUCGGCCUCUACUAAAUAUUUCAACACUAGGCAACAGCUCAAAGAGGUGAUGGCCUUCCAGGGGGAGCAUCGAGGGGAGCUCAAAACCGCCACCAGAAAAAUUGAUCAGACUAUAGAGACGAUAACGAACGACAUUGCAUGGAUGGACGCCAACUACGACACUGUGGUGAAGUGGCUGGGACAGCAGGGCUUCAGCGCCAGGAUUAAGAACGUCUGGGCUCGGCCAUCACUCAUAGUAUAAGCCCUGGAAACACAAUCCGAAACUGUCUCUAUUUUCCGCUUGUUACAACUUGUAAUAAAGUUGUUACAUCUUGGCUUAACGUGUUUAUGACGUAUUAGAACGUUGUUACAACUUGAUAUAUUGGUUGUUAUAACUGGUUAGGAGGUGUUAAAACUUGUUCGAACGUUGUAGCAACGUCGUAGUUUAGGUGUGUGUUUGGCGGGAGGCUUUGAAUGAUGUAAUAAUAUACAGCUCUGUAGUUACGGCUCAUGUGGGUUGGAAAUAUUCCUUUUGAACAAUGAAUUAAAUAUAAAAAUGUUCACUACAGCCUCUUCCUAAAGGUAUUAGAAGCUGUAAAUAUACACAUGUCAUACCUAAUAGCCAGAAUGUUCUAUUCUCGGCCUAGUAUGCAAAGCCCAAUUUGCCUAAUGAGCAGAGUGAUUUUGUUAGUUUCAAAAUUUUAUUUCCAAGUGAUUUAUUUUGAUUAAUAUUAUUAGGAACAUGAAUUACUGACUUAAUUAUGUUAGUCCAAUUUAGGGUAAGAGAAGUCUUUUUGCCUAUGUAUUACAAUUUUUCCCUCCGGAUUCCAGCUUCUGGAAUCAGGUAAUAAAUACAAUAAAUGUAUUUAUUAUAUUUAUAAUAAAUAAUACAUAUUUAUAGUACAUAAUAGUAACUGUCAGGAAAUUUUUUAAAAGUUUAUAAAAUCUUAAAGAAAAAUUUAAUAUUACGUGUUACCAACGCAGACAAACCAAAUGCUAUUGCAAUUUU
Molecule: messenger RNA, 3853 nt
Organism: Procambarus clarkii (red swamp crayfish)
Lineage: Eukaryota; Metazoa; Arthropoda; Malacostraca; Decapoda; Cambaridae
Source: RefSeq, a predicted model, not a curated record